ACAUCACACUUCUCUGUCCAUGAACGGUGGUUUGAGGAACAUGACAUUGUGUCUAAACUGGUGUUUUCUGUCAUAUCGCAGUGUCAACAGAAAGUUUUAGGAACUGUACAUUUGCACAUUUGGUUAAUCAAAUGAAAUAGACAGACGGAGACAAGUAGACACACAGAUAUAUAGGCUCUUCGUGAGUGUCUUGUUGUUUUUGGUUUGUUUAUCGGAGGCGGUCAUAUCGUGUUUAAAUGAGGAUGGUCGGCCUGUGGACUGGUUCAUUAUUUACAAACUACCCAUUUACAAGAUGGAGGUUAAGGGAAGUGGACUGGAAUACAUGUAUCUGGAUUCAACAGUCAUGAACUGGCAGAUGAGUAAACAAACAGUGAACAGCAGUCAAGGAGCAUUAGGCCGAACAUUAACACAACUCUACCGUAGAUAUACAUCGAACAGUUCAGUGUAUAUGGUUUACAAUGACGCUCCACCAGAACUGAAGUACCCAAGCAAUAAUGGACAUACAAAAGGAGUAAUAUUGUUUGAUCAGUCUCAGGGAUUCUGGCUCACACACAGCGUUCCUCACUUUCCUCCAUUUCCAGAGAGAGGAUACGAUUAUCCAUCUUCAGGAAAAUACUACGGCCAGACUCUGCACUGUGUUACAUACAACUAUACACAGAUUCAUAAAAUAUCACAUCAGUUAGGAUAUCUUAAUCCACGUGUUUACAACUGCUCCGUCCCUCUGGCAUUUCACCCAGAUAUCACAGUCAUGGCACAAAUCUGUGAUGCAAAGACACCGUUCAUAAAAACCACAAGGAGUUUGGAGAUGCUGGUCUCGGGACAAGGACAAACUUUUUUCAGUUUUGCUAAAUCACCCAACUAUGUGGAUGACAUCUACAUGGGUUGGGUGGCUCAAACACUGGGUACAGAUCUGCUGGUGGAAUCAUGGAUGCACCAGAAACAUCAGCUUCCCUCCAACUGCUCUCUUCCUCACCACGUGAUGAACAUUGAAAGAGUUUGCCUGCCAGGACCUCAGAUGUUCAGCUCAUAUGAAGAUCAUUCUAAGUGGUGUGUGUCAUAUGCAUAUAAAGACCAGUGGACAUGUUUGGGAGACUUGAACAGAGACAGCGGUCAGUUUGGCAGAGGCGGUGGGCUGAUAUGUUCACAAAAUCCAAUCAUUUAUAAAGCCUUUCGUAAUGCAAUGGCUGGUUUUAAACCCUGCUGAAACAUCUUUAUCAGACUGAACCACCUCUUGACCAGACAAAACCUCGACACACAUGCUGUACAUUAAAGAGGUUUUAACUUUAUUCACAAUUCAAAUUUUAGAGUUGAUACAUUGUCAGUAAACUACGAACAAGCACCAAUACUACAAGCUAGUACAAACAAAACAAUGUUGAUGUACCCAAAAUCAAAGAUAUCAAUGUACAGAUGAUGUCAUGAUGAUUUGGAAUAAAAAGCUCCGGGUCAUAAUUAAAUGACAAUAAAAUCCCAAAAAGUGA
Molecule: messenger RNA, 1478 nt
Organism: Misgurnus anguillicaudatus (oriental weatherfish)
Lineage: Eukaryota; Metazoa; Chordata; Actinopteri; Cypriniformes; Cobitidae
Source: RefSeq, a predicted model, not a curated record